Micropterus salmoides (largemouth bass) is the source of this 2608-nucleotide messenger RNA. RefSeq names its product solute carrier family 22 member 4-like. Lineage: Eukaryota; Metazoa; Chordata; Actinopteri; Centrarchiformes; Centrarchidae. Gene Ontology annotation, cellular component: membrane. Bases 116 to 1795 code for a protein of 559 amino acids. The transcript has 10 exons. Gene Ontology annotation, biological process: transmembrane transport. Gene Ontology annotation, molecular function: transmembrane transporter activity. The record is from RefSeq and is a predicted model, not a curated record.
CAGUAGAGCACACUCUCUCUCUCUUCUGCUAUCAGUAUUAGCGAAGUGUCUUCAUUGUGUUUUGUGUCCUCCUUUUUUUUUGAAAUAUCAUAUAAUAUAUGAUUUUAGUGAGGCGAUGGGCACCUCAAAAAUUAGAGACUAUGAUAGCAUCACAUCUUUUCUUGGAUCUUGGGGACCAUUUCAGCUGAAGAUUUUUUUAACACUGGCCAUCAGCAUCCUCCCGAAUGGGUUUGUUGGCAUCUAUAUAGUAUUUGUGGGGGAUACCCCACCUCACGAGUGCUAUAUCCCUGAAAACUACAACAUCAGUGAGAUGUGGAGAAAUGAGACGAUCCCGUUGGAAACAGUCGAUGGCAUUGCAAAGCGCAGCUCUUGCUCAAGGCUUAACCUGGAAAUACUCAGGAACUACUCUCAAAAUAAAAUCAUCCCAAAUGUGGAUGUGAAUGUGAGUGAAAUUCCUUUGGAGAGCUGCCUGGAUGGGUGGACAUACAGCAAAGAAAUCUACCAGUCAACCAUUGUCACUGAGUGGGACUUGGUAUGUGAGAAUGCAUAUAAAACUCCGCUGACCACCUCUAUCCAUUACGUUGGUGUGCUAGUGGGAGCGUUUGUCUCAGGCCAGGUUUCAGACAGGUAUGGAAGGAGGCCAGCACUCUUUCUUAUGAUGGUUCUUCAGACUGUGGCAAUCACAGCGCAGAUAUUCUCUCCAAGCUGGGAGGUCUUCACCCUCAUUUACUUCUUUGCUGGGGCUGGGGGAUUCUCCAACUAUAUCAUUGCAUUUGUGCUGGGUACAGAAAUUCUAAGCCCAAAAGCCCGUGUGGUGUUCUGCUCCCUUGGGGUUUUCAUGGCCUCAGCUUUGGGAUACAUGGCAAUGCCAGCUGUGGCUUACCUCCUUCGUGAAUGGCGGAUGCUGCUGAUUUCCAUGGCUGCCUCUAGCUUGAUCUACAUCCCUAUGUGGUGGUUAGUCCCAGAGUCUCCUCGCUGGCUGUUCAAUCGGGGAAGAGUGAGAGAGGCUGAGGCCAUACUGAGAGACGCUGCCAAAAGAAAUAACGUACAGGCUCCACAGGCCAUUUUCACCCAAGCUGAGAUUGAAGAUGCACAGGCUAGCAAAGACAAGAAUUACAACAUUUUGGUUAUCCUGAGCAGCUGCAAUAUGUUCUCCAUUACAAUACUGUGUUCGCUUCUGUGGAUCAUCAUCACCAUUAGUUACUAUGCUUUAAUCCUCAACACUUCAAACCUGCACGGCAACCCUUACAUGAACUGCUUCUUGUCUGCUGUGACAGAAGUGCCAGCUUACAUAAUAGCCUUGUUACUGCUCCAGUACUGCUCCAGACACUUCUGCCAAUCAUCUACACUCUUCCUUGGAGGCGUUAUGAUCCUCUGUGUUCACCUCAUUCCAAUUGAUUUACCGGGUGUGUCUGUGUUUCUUGAGAUGUUGGGGAAGUUUGGUAUAACAUCUUCAUUUUGUGUGGUGUAUGCCGUCACAUCAGAGCUCUUCCCCACUGUUAUCAGAAAUACAGCAAUGGGGUGUUGUUCCAUGGCUGCUCGCAUUGGAACCAUCAUCUCCCCCUUUAUCAUUUUUCUCGGACAAUACUUCAAGGCACUCCCAUACAUACUGAUGGGAGCUUUAGCCAUUUCUGGUGGAGUCUUGUGUCUCCUGUUGCCAGAAACAUAUGGGAAGGCUUUGCCAGAGACCAUACCACAAAUGCAGCAAAUAUGCAGGAGAGGAGAAAAAAAAGAAAAGGAAGCUGAAAAUGGAGAGAGCACAGCUGAUAAUCAAAAUAAAGAAUCCAAAUUAUAGUUAGUUUGUAUUUUGUUUUGUUCUUUCUUUAGUGUCAAACGUUCUUUCAUGAAUUGACAGACUGUAAUUAAACUACAAGUGUGACAUUGUAAUACCCUUUUUACUGACCUGUUUGCUUUGUUUGUUUUACCUUCUGUUUUAUGUCUUUUUGUUUGAAAUGUCCUGGAUUGUACAUCUGUAACCUACUUAUGUACAUUGUUAGUUUUUAAAAAAGUGAUGAUAAAAACUGUUUUAAUUUUAUAGUUUUGAAUCGAUGAGACUCAACAUGAUUUACUAUGUGUUGUGUUGUGUUAUGGCCCGGCUGAAAGACCAUAGCAAAUAUUGAUACAUAUGUGAGGGAUUAAGUAAGAGAAAGGAGCUUUAUUUACUAAAAAUAGUUUAGGUUCACAAAUGUAAUAAAAAUGUAGAUUCUAACACAUGAAACUAGCAGAAAAACAGGAUGCUAGGUUUAACUAAAACAAUUUGUGAAAAAACUAUACAAACAUCAGUAACAGUAACGGACAUGAUGCCCGCAGAGAGCAAGAACUCACAGGCUACAAGGAAGGGGCAGGCUUCAUUCAAGCCAGAGACAGUGGCCAGCUGCCUCCAAUUCCUUGAUUACUUCCAGCUUCAAAUCACCAUGAAACAAGAGACCCAAGCACAAGAACACACACAAACACACAAGCCCUGGCAGAGGCCCCGGAGCUGUCACUCUUGUCUUAUAUUUUUAGAUUGACAGACUUCCGUUUCAGUUAGUUUGUUAAAGCAUGUUGUUAAAGCAAGUUAUCAAUAUGCUGAAUAAACCAAAUUCUUUUUCUGGUGACUGCUUCUUAA